AUGCCGAACUAUGUCAAGUUCUUAAAAGACAUUUUGACGAAGAAAAGGAGGUUGGGAGAGUUUGAAACUGUAGCUCUUACCGAAGGAUGCAGCGCCAUGUUGAAAAGUAAGAUUCCACCGAAGUUGAAGGAUCCGGGUAGUUUUACAAUCCCUUGUUCUAUUGGGGGGCGGGAUGUUGGAAGAGCCUUAUGUGAUUUGGGUGCAAGCAUCAACCUCAUGCCUAUGUCGAUCUUUAAGAAGUUGGGUAUUGGUGAAGCACGUCCUACAACUGUUACAUUGCAACUUGCUGACAGGUCCAUGGCCCAUCCGGAAGGAAAAAUAGAAGAUGUUCUAGUACAGGUUGACAAGUUCAUUUUUCCAGCUGAUUUCAUCAUCCUAGACUAUGAAGCUGAUCGAGAUGUGCCUAUUAUCUUGGGUCGACCAUUCCUUGCUACCGGGAGAACUCUGAUUGAUGUGCAAAAUGGGGAGCUCACAAUGAGGGUGAAUGAUCAAAAAGUCACCUUUAAUGUGUUCAAUGCUAUGAGAUUUCCGGAUGAGAUAGAAGAGUGUUCCCGCAUAAGUGUAAUUGACUCGCUAGUGGCUGAAAAAUUUCACAAGGAAGCUUGGAGGGAUGAGAAAUUUAUAAGUUCUUUUGAUGAGCUUGAAGACUUGAGUGAAGAUGAAGACAACCAAGUUGCUUGGGUGGAGCCAUCGCAACCUAUUUCUAACUUCAAGAAGCCCUUUGAAUCUUUGGAGUUGAAGGAAAUAUGCCUAUUUGGGGGAGAAUGA
Messenger RNA from Cannabis sativa, 768 nucleotides. RefSeq lists its product as uncharacterized. NCBI's taxonomy places the organism in Eukaryota, Viridiplantae, Streptophyta, Magnoliopsida, Rosales, Cannabaceae. Bases 1 to 768 code for a protein of 255 amino acids. The transcript has 2 exons. The record is from RefSeq and is a predicted model, not a curated record.